CCUCUCUCCCAACCAUGUCCGAGUCGGACCACAGCGAGGUCGAGUUUGAGUGCGAGUCGUCGUCGUCUUCGUCGUUUGACAUUGAUAAGCAGCGGUUCCUGGAAGAGGUAGCCAAUGCUCCGGUUGAGGCCCUUGCUCCGCGCAAGCCGUCAUACACCAACGAGGAGGAGGUGAUGGAGGACAAGCGGAAGGAGAUCAUGCUGCCCAAGGAGUGGCCUUGGAUCGAGACGCUUGACGUGACAUCGGCGGUGGCGGCUGAGGAGCUGAUUGGCGACGUGGAGAACGACUUUGCGCGCGAGCAGAUGUUCUACAACCAAGCGUUGGCUGCGGCGCUGCAGGCGCGCAACUACUUUGCGGAGCACAGCAUUCCGGCGAACCGGCCGCACGACUACUUUGCCGAGACGAUCAAGACGGACGCGCACAUGGAGCGUGUCCGCAAGCACCACGUCCAGCAGGAUCUCCGCAUUGCGGCGGUGGAGAAGCGCAAGCGCGAAAAGGUGAUGAAGAAGUUCGGCAAGCGGGUCGAGGCCGAGAAGAUCCAGGAGCGUGCUCUGAAGAAGCGUGCCCAGGCCGAGGUGAUCAAGACGUGGCGCAAGCGCCGGGCCAACGCGCUCGACGACAACGAUGACGUCGAGUUUGAUCUGCAGCUUCUCGACGAGGCCGCUGACGCUGUUGCGGCGCGUGCGGCCAAGAAGCCCAAGCUCGGGCCGAAUGGGCGGCCAAUGGCCAACGCCAAGCGGCGGCACAAGAACGAAAAGUACGGCUUUGGCGGGCGGCAGAAGCAUGCCAAGUCCAACACCAAGGACUCGGUCGACGACUUUGCCUCGGACUUUUCCUCUCGCUCCAAGGGCAAGAUGAUGCGCGGCAUGCCGCAGCGCCUCAGCCGCGGAGCCAAGCCUGCCGGCAAGAAGAAGCCGAGCAAGCGCCAGGGCAAGCGCAGCCGCAAGAACCGCCGGUAAACGUGACGAGUGCGACGGAA
Thecamonas trahens ATCC 50062 is the source of this 979-nucleotide messenger RNA. RefSeq lists its product as uncharacterized. The transcript has 2 exons. NCBI's taxonomy places the organism in Eukaryota, Apusomonadida, Apusomonadidae. The coding region runs from base 15 to 959 and encodes 314 amino acids. Gene Ontology annotation, cellular component: nucleolus; nuclear periphery; preribosome, large subunit precursor. Gene Ontology annotation, biological process: rRNA processing; ribosomal large subunit biogenesis. The record is from RefSeq and is a predicted model, not a curated record.